GGGCCCGGGGCGCUGGAAUCUGGGCAGGACACGGGGGCGGGGGGAUGGUGAGUGACCUCCACAGCCACAAAACAACCAAGCGAUCGACGCGAACACACAACUCCGCGUGCGGCAUCCCACCCUCGGCCUGGCUCCGCGCCACGGGGCCGCACUGGGCCCCGGGCCGAGCUUGUAAAGGGCGCUAGCGGCCUCCCACUUCCCUGGGGAUUGGUCUGCCCCACGACAGAUGUCUGCAGCGCUCCAGCAGCCGGGACGGAGCCGGGUUUUGCCGAGUGAAACCAGUCCCCCGGGAGCUUUGCAGCCCGCCGGGUUGGGGCAGCGAGCGGCGGCCGCAGCGCUUCCGGGGUGCGCAGGGACUGAGCCAGCCCCGUUCCCACUCAGGCUCACCCUCUCCCAGGAGCCCCGGCGUGGGUCUCUGCGCCUCACAGUUCCUGCCCCUGGCGCCACCACUGCCCAUGGAGAGUAAAGAGGACGGCAGCGACUCGGACAGCGGGAUCAUGCUGCACUCAGGCCCAGACAGCCCCGUGUCUCCACUGAAGGACCUGACCCAGGCGGUGCGCAAGCAGCAGCAGGAGCUGGCAGCGCGGCUGGAGGCCUGUCUGGCGGAGCUGAGGAAGCUGUGUCUGCGCGAGGCGGAGCUCACGGGCAUGCUGCCGCAGGAGUACCCCCUGAAGCAGGGGGACAGGCCCCCCAAAGUGCGGCGGAGGAUCGGCACCGCAUUCAAACUGGACGAGAAGACAAUCAUCUCGCGAGGAGUGGACCCGCUGAGCACGCUGGAGAGAGACCUGGCCCUGCAGCUGCAGAUUGCCGCGGCCACGCAUCGCCUCUACCGGGAAGAGAACAUCAGCAAGCACAUCAAGAAGCGGCGGAAGAACAUGGUGCUGAAGGAGGAGAAGAAGCUGAAGGAGCUGGAGAAUGCCCUCAAUGAGUGUCGCUUGACAGCCAAGCAGGAGCCCAGGGCCAGCAUCACAGCCCUCGGGGAGCUGAGUGCCUCGGAUGACAGCUCCCUCUCGGAUGCCAUCCUGCUGGAGGAGGAAGAAACCCAGGCUCCGAAUCAUCGUGCUGUCCAGCAGCUCACGGUGCCAGUCCAGCCCGGCACGCCGCACAGCUCCCCGGCCCUGCCCACCCGCUGUGCCCCUCCCCAGCAGUGUGAGGGGCUGCCACCCACGCAGAGCGAAGUCCCGGAGUUGGAGCGCUCGCCCAUCCAGAACAGCCCCUGGAAGGAGACCAGCCUCGACAGGCCCUACGAGAAGCCCAGGAAGCACUCGGCUGAGUCCUGCAGCCUGCCAAGCAGCCCAGCUGGGACACCCGUGCCAGCGCCUGCCUGCAGCCCAGCCGCUCAGAGGACAGCUGAGACGCCCCCAUACCACUUUGUGCCCAUCCAGACCUUGGCCUUGUGGAGGCAGGCUGGCUCAAGUGGGCUGCCGACCCCAGAGAUGCAGGCGAGGAGAGGGCAAUCCCAGUCCAUGAGGGUGGAUGUGUCCCGGGACCGAGCGGAGCUCCGGGGGAGGAGCGUGCUGCCAAGACGACGUCCCACCUACUACACGGUCACCGUCCCCAACUACUGCUUCCCUCCAUCCAAACCUGGCCUGGCCUCCCACUCCAUCUACCACUCCAGUUCCGAGGACAGCAACUCUGACGUCUCCAGCAUCACAUACGCCCCGUCGCCCGGCAGCAGCAGCCCUGACAUCUCCUUCCUGAGGCCGGUGCCUCCGCCGUCCACAGAGCAGCCCUCACCGGUGUUGAGGAGCCCGCGCUCCACGGCCGAGGCAGCGUACUAUUACCAGACCCCCCAGAAGCGGCUGCUGCCUCCCAGUUACUUCCCGGCUGUGGAGUAUGUGGCUGGGCGGGAGGUCUGCCGGGGCUACCCUUCCCUGCGGCCUGGCAGCCCAGCUCCAUUCCCCUAUGAGCAGGACAUGGUGCAGCUGCGCUGCCACUGGCUGGGCCCGGCCCCCAGCCGGCUCAUGCGCACCCCAUCCCUCAAGGACUACGCCCCGGGCAGCGGCAGGGCCCUCGCCAAGUCAGCCGUGUCAGAGGAGCUGAAGUCGUGGCAUGAGCGCACCAAGCUGCGGAACUUGCGGCCCCACUCGCUGGACAGGCAGGGGGCCUUCCGUGUGCGGAACGCGCCGGGCAGGGAGCUGUACGCCUCGCGCUCCGCCGGGCAGCAGGCUCAGGUGUGUCAGAUCCACGUCCUGAAGCGGUCUCCCGAGGGAGCUCCUGUGCAGGUCUACGUGCCAGAGAACGGGGAGGUCGUCACUCAGGUCUAGAGUCUGGGCCUGCUGCCAAGCCCUCGCCAAGAGAGCCCCGCGCCCAGCUGGUGAGAAGAGGCAGCAGUGAGCCUGGGCGCAGGGGCUUACUCAGGAAGCCAGCUGGUUGCCCUGGAGGGGACUAGCAAGGGGGCAGGACCCCGGGUGCACCAGUCCUGACCACGUUAUUUGGACACUGCCAUUUGGAAGGACUGGAUUCGUUCUGGCGUUGUCACCUUCUCAGGCGUUUCUCUUUGGACUGUGGGGUGCCUCCUCCCCCAAGAACUCCCCUGUCUGUCUGCCUGUGGGUUUGUGUGGCCUGCAGCAGAGGAGGGGGGCCGGCUUGGAGCAGGACUGGUUCGGCUGCUGGAUAUGCGCCAAGGGACAGAUGUCCUUGCUUCACAGGUGUCAUGCAGCUGAUAAGAAAAGCAGCAGCUGCUGGGGUGAUGGUACUUUGCUAAUAGAGAGACACCUGCAGGAUCAUCAUUAUGUGUCAUGGUUCAGUCCAGUGCCAGGGAAUUGUCCUCUUGUUGAUUCAGCAUAGAAGCUGCUGGUUUGCCGAGCACCCCACCACCUCCUGGAGAAUGCAGCAAGGGCAGUCAAGAUCAGAGUGUUUGGGCAAUUGGGGAAUGGGAGGAUUUGAUUGGCUGCUAGUCUUGCUGCAGACCCAUAAACCACUGCACCUCUCCCACAGGUACGUGCCUUGCCCCUUUCGAGGCUCUAGAUCCUUCUCUUCAGUUGUAUUGAAGAGAGAAGUCAAAGGAGGCCAUCUGCCCAGCUGUGCCAGCAGGAAGUGCAGUUUACAAUUGAACUUACCUGGCUCCCGCCUUCUAAGACCUUGUGGCUUGAAGCCUGGGGGAUAUCACCCCACUGUACACACCAGGCAUUGGUGAGAAUAAGUGACUGGGCAAAGUACUACAAGGAGUCAGUGGUAGACGACGUGGGUUCAAACCCUGCCUCCAAUUCUCACCACAGCAAUCGAUCCCCAAGCCCAGCUGGGAGAGGUGAACAGAGCAUUGGCCAAGGAAUCACGAUACAGUAGAACCUCAGAUUUACAAACACCUCAGGAAUGGAGGUUGGUCGUAACUCUGAACAAAACCUUACGGCUGUUCUUUCAAAAGUUUACAACUGAACCUUGACUUAAUACAGCUUUGAAACUUUAUUGUGCAGAAGAAAAAUGCUGCUUUUAACCAUCUUAAUUUAAAUGAAACAAGCACAGAAACAGUUUUUGUACCUUGUCAGUUUUUUUAAACGUUCCCUUGAUUUUUUUAGUAGUUUACAUUUAACACAGGAUUGUGCUGUUUUGGCCUUUUUCCCUUGUGUCUCUGCUGCUGCCUGAUUCGUACUUCCGGUUCUGAACGAGGUGUGUGCUCAGCUCGUAACUCUGAAGUUGUACUGGAGUUGCCAAGUCCUUGAGUGACCCAACUAUUUGCUGCCUUUGCUUGCGUGCGGUGCUGGGGAUGAGAGGGCUGGUUUUCUUCUGCAGUCGAACACAGAACUGACAUUUGCUUCCUUUGAGGCAUCUGUGUCCAGGCACCUGGCUUUUCCCACACGUCAUUUAUCAGGGUGCGCCAUAUGCUUCCUGUACAAACAUGCCCCAGAGACUUCCUCCUGCUUCAGCCACCUGGGGUGCCCUGAACAUUGGCUGCCCAGGUACUUACAGGCCCUUCCCACUGCAGUAUCUGGGUACUUUGCAGUGCCCCUGGCAGGUACCAGCACCAUUGUACAGGGCGGGAAUUGAAGCCAGAGAGACUAAGCACAAGAUCCCUUUGCGGAUCUAGGUGCCUAACUGCUAGUUUAGGCAUCCAAGUCCAAAAAUUAGAUCCUCAAAUCCCCCCACACCCCCAGGAGCUGCCUAAAUCUCUGCUGGUGGCCAUAUGCCAGGCCACCUAAGUCCUGAGUGGCUGAGCUGCUCGGUGCCUAAGCCCCAUGCCUCUGCCUGGCUCCGAGACGGCUAAUGGAUUGGGUCUGGCUCAAAACAGCUCAGGCAGUGGGCUCUGGGUGCCCCAGUGCGUAGAGCCUCCCCCCAGCUGUGGGAGAGCCAGCUUCAGCGCCCCGCUCUGCCUGGUGUGGAGCAGGAGUGGCCCCUGGCUAUAGAGUCACACUCACUCGAACGACUGGGAGCGAAGGGUCACAGAGCACCCCUGGGGCACUCACCAUAGGGGGCUCCCCAGGCACCAAUGCCCAGGGAGCCUGGGCACUUAACCCAGGGCUGGGGAUUCUGCCUGGCACUUCACUGGACAUUGCUGAGUGUGAAUCCCCUUUGUGGGUCUAGCCCAGUGAUUUGCACAGGGAGCCUGUGGCCAGCCAGGACCUGCCCCCCAUGUCUCCCGAGUGCUUUACCCUCCAGAUCAUCCAUGAACCCCCUUGUCCUACUGUCUCCCUGGUCCCUGCAGCAGCCCCCUAUUGCUCACUACCCUGUGGCUUUUAUAACUGCCCAGGCGUCUUUCUGUGUUAGGCUGAGAAAUUAACCCAUUAAUUACGGUAGCUGACUGAAUUUAGAUACAGCAUCUGUGGCACCAUUUCUUUAUAUUAACUUAUUUGCAAUAAGGUACAGUAUUGGGUCCCCACCCUGUGGGUUUGUAUCGAACAGCGAGGGCUCAGGUUGUCUGGAUUUAUUCCAAGCUCUCUUCUUUAAUAAAUGCUGUUGCUACUUGGGG
Molecule: messenger RNA, 4906 nt
Organism: Malaclemys terrapin pileata
Lineage: Eukaryota; Metazoa; Chordata; Testudines; Emydidae
Gene: INAVA
Product: innate immunity activator
Exons: 10
Coding region: 456-2267 (603 amino acids)
Biological process (GO): positive regulation of protein ubiquitination; adherens junction maintenance
Source: RefSeq, a predicted model, not a curated record